AUGGCAGAAUUCGGAUAAAGAGAAGUAAGCUAUUCAUCACAUAGUUUGAUUCAAUAACCCUUUUAGCCAUUUAAAUUUACGACAUUUUUGAGGUAAAAAAUCAGAGAGGAAAAGAUUAAGAAAUUUGGAGUAAACUCACCUUAAGUACCACCUUUGAGAGGCACUUAUCAGCAAGAACUCAAAGAGAUUGGAAAGAGAAAUGUUAACAUCAAGAAGUCUUACGAACUAGAAAAGCAAGGGCUUAGUGUUAACCCUUAUCUAUUUGAAAAGGAAUCUCAAUUAAUGAAGCAUGCUUAAAACUCAAAGCAAGAAACUUUCAACAAUCUUUAUUAGGAGCUUUAUAACAAAGCUAGAAGACUAGAUAAGCCAGCAAAGGUAGCAGAUAUUUACGUCCUCGCUAGGGUCUAUAAAUUCGUGCUUUUUAAAAUAGGAAAAGAAAACGUAGAACCCGAGUUUGAGAAAGACUAUUUUAUGUUCCAAUCAAUGUUCACUUAGAGACUUGAUUAGCAGAAGAUAACAGAUAUAGAAUCUAUUUGUCAUUAACUUUUCUUUCACAGAGACGCCAUUAAUGCUUCAGAGUAAAUUCCAGACAUUUUGGAAAGGCAAGGCUUCAAGUACAACGAUUAGACAUUUGAUGACCUUUUCGUCAGAUCAUUCCAAGAGUGCACUAUAAAUGUCUCCACUGAAUCAAGUGAUGAAGAGGAGGAGAGAGAAGAGAGCAAGAAUUAAGCUAGUUUUAGUGAAAAUGAGACUAAAGGAAAGAAAUCAUUGAUUACAAAGGAUGAUUUCUUAGUAGAGGAGGAAAAAUCUAGCAACCUUAAUAAGACCUAGAUUUCAUCCUCUACUACCAAGGACCGUGAUCUAUUCAACCUUGAUGACGAUUCAAAUAAUCAGUCUUCACUUAACCAUGCAGAAGAGGAAGAAUCUAUUUAAGAGGUAGACCUAGCCUCAAUAGAGCCUAACAAAGUUAACUGGUUCAAGUAUACUCUUGACAGAUAUCUUUAGCUAAAGGACGAGGAUGGAAAUGAAAGUGCUCUCAAUAAUGCAGAUGCAUUCGUCAAUCUCCUAACUAUCCUAUUAGCAAAUAAAACUAACGAGGAAAUUCAAGAAGACCUUCUAAAUCUUGUUGGAUUCCAUAAUUUUGAAUUGCUUGAGAAGCUGAUUGAGAGAAGAGAUAUCAUUAAGGAUCAGUGCAAGAUCAUCAAUGAGAAAUUGUAAAGUGAAAAGUAGUAGGAUAACUACAGACCUAAGAAUAUGACAACGGUUGCUCCAUCAAACAUCAAUGUAGAGAUCAGAUCUAAAAAAGGAGGCAAAAAGAAUAAAGGAAUGGCCCCUAUUAUUUAGGAAAAUAUGAGAUCAACUAAUUAUGAACUACUUAAGAGACUAGGCUUCGACAGAGAUUUCAUCGAUGAGAAUAAGAGACUAGGGCUCUAAGAAUAGCAACUUCAAAAGAGAUAGCUUUAAAAUGCAUACCUAAUGGAGACUCUUGAGAGAAGAAAGGCUGUCGGUUCAAGUCAAGUCUUUGAGAAGCCAGAUAUUAAGAAGGAUUACACUGAGUAUACAGAGGAGAAUGAUGAAUUCAAGUAUAUUCAGAUAGUCCCACCAGCCAAGGUGCCUGAUAAUAAAAAUGAACUAAUUGCCAUUAAAGACCUUCCGGGUUAUGCAUAGAAGGCUUUUGGAUAUACUCAGCAUUUGAAUAGAAUUCAAUCUACUGUUUACUAGAAGGCUUUUAAGUCAUGUACUAAUCUCUUGAUAUCUGCUCCUACUGGUGCUGGUAAGACUAAUAUUGCACUACUUACAAUUCUAAGAGAGGUUUCACAGCACUUAGAAGAAAAUGCACCUCAAAAUCAAUGGGACAUGUCUUUGAAAAGCUUCAAAAUUAUCUAUAUCGCUCCACUUAAAGCAUUAGCUUCUGAAAUUGUUGGAAAAUUCUAAUCAGCUCUAGCUUAUUUGAAAAUACAAGUAAGAGAACUUACUGGAGAUAUGAAUAUGAGCAAGCAAGAGAUAUAGGAAACUCACAUCAUAGUGUCUACUCCAGAAAAGUGGGAUGUGGUGACAAGAAAGUCAGAUGGAAUGAUGGAUAUGGUAAAUGUUAUGAUUAUUGAUGAAAUCCAUUUGCUUAAUGAUAAGAGAGGACUGGUUUUAGAAUGUUUGGUGGCAAGAGCCUUUUUAACCAGCCAUAAAACUCAAAAGCCUAUCAGAAUUGUAGGUUUGUCAGCCACACUGCCUAACUAUGAGGACGUAGCUAGAUUCAUUGGCGCCGAGGGUCAAGGAACUUUCUAUUUCGACUCAAGUUACAGGCCAACUCCUCUUAAAUGCGCAUUUUAUGGUAUUAAAAAUCUUGGUAAUGCAUAAAGAGCAAAUAACAUUAUGAAUACUAUAAUCUAUGAUGAGUUGAAAAGAAUUUUAAGAAUGGGCAAGUAAGUAAUUAUUUUCGUUCAUAAAAGAGCAGAGACGCAUUAAACAGCUAAAGAAAUAAUUGAGAUAAUAGCCAAAAGACCACAUGACAGACAACUAUUCGACUGUGAAAGAUCAUAUACAAUGAAAGCAGAAGUGCAAAGGUCAAAGAAUGACUUAGUCAAAACUUUGUUUGAUAGUGGAUUUAGCAUCCAUAAUGCUGGAUUGCUAAGAAAAGAUAGAAAUUUGGUUGAAAAGCUCUUUAUGGAGGGACACAUCAAAGUACUAGUAUCUACAGCAACACUAGCUUGGGGAGUUAACUUGCCAGCCUAUGCAGUUAUUAUUAAAGGUACUAAAAUGUACGACUCAGCCACAGGUACUUAUUAGAAUGUUGGUGUAUUUGAUGUUUAACAGAUCUUUGGUAGAGCUGGUAGACCCUAAUUCGAUAAAGAGGGAGAAGCUAUCAUUCUCACUCUGAUUAAAGAUAUGGAUGAAUAUGUAAAAAUCAUGUCUAAUAAGCAAAAUAUUGAAAGUAACCUACAUACAGGCCUUGAUAACUGUAUCAAUGCUGAGAUAUCAUGUGGAACGAUCGGAACUUUGACUGAUGGAAUUAGAUGGUUGAAGAAAUCUUACUACUACUAGAGACUUACUAAAAAUCCAACUAUUUAUGGAGUGAAAGCCAUUCAAAUUCAAGAAGAUCCAUCAGCUCACUUCAUUCUUUAUGAAAAAGUGUCUGAGUCUGUUAGAAGAUUGAACAGAAUGCAACUAAUCAGAUAUAACGAGCAAACAGAAUCAGUUUAUCCAACUGACAUGGGUAGAAUCGCUAGCAACUAUUACAUUGAUUGUGAAACUAUGAGUUACUAUAUGGAAAAUCUCAAACCUCAUACAUCAGAAUAAAUCAUGCUCUAUCAUAUGGCUUAAUCUUCUGAGUUCAAGCAACUAGAAGCAAGAAAAGAGGAGCAUGAUGAAUUGAAGAGACUCAUCCAAGACAUUAGAUUCUUUGACAUUGACAAAGCUUGCUUUAAUGAGGCUCACACAAAAGUUCUUAUUCUCUUUGAAGUCUAUCUUAGAGACCUUUAACUUAAGACUUUCAGUUUGAUUUCUGAUAUGGCUUAUAUUGUCUAAAAUGCAGCCAGAUUGCUCAGAGCUAUCUUUGAAAUCGCAAUGAAUAAAAACUAUUCUAAUCUCGCUAAGAUCGGUCUAAGAUGGUGUUAAAUCCUUGAUAAGAGAAUUAGACCAACUGAUCAUCCACUUUAGUAGAUGACUAUGACAUCUUACGUUGGAAAAUUAACUAAUUAAAAUCAAAAGGUAACUAAGUACGGCUACUUAAACCCAGAGGUAGUUUUCAGAGUUAAAAAUGCUGAUCUCUCUAUGGAUCAACUUUGGAAUAAAGAAUAUGAUAUGGUAGGAAGACAUCUAGGACCCUAAGGCAUGGAGGAACUUUAAAAAUUUGUUUCAUAUAUCCCCUACUUAGAUGUUGAAGUUACUGUAAUGCCUAUUACCAGAGCUAUUCUCAAAGUUAAUCUAAAUAUCAUACCAAACUUUGAAUGGAAUGACAGAUGGAAUGGAAAGAGUGAACCUUUCUGGAUUAUAGUUGAUAAUGAUAGUGAAAUUCUUCACUCAGAAUUUUUCGUUCUUCACAAAGCAGAUAUUAAAAAGGUGAGGAAAGGUAACAAAAUGAUUAAAAAUGAAUCAGAGAUUAACCUAACAUUUUUCGUUCCUUAUGAAAUAUCAGAGGGAGAAAAGAAGAUCGCUUUAGGAUCUUAUUACAAUGUUCACAUUCUUUCGGACAGAUGGUAUGACAUCUCAUUCUGGAGGUAAAUCGAACUUUCUGAGAUUCAAGUACCUGAUGAAGACUAUCCCCACACUAAGCUACUUAACCUAAGACCAUUAAGCAUUAAGGCAUUGAAUAAUGAGAAAUUUGAGCAGUUAUAUGAUUCAAAGAACAUUAAAUUCUUCAAUCCAGUGCAGACUCAAGUAUUCCAUACCUUGUUCCACACUGACUCAAAUGUAUUAAUUGGUGCCCCUACCGGUUCUGGAAAAACAAUCAUGUCAGAAUUUUCAAUGCUCAGAGUUUUUAAGAAUGCUCCUACCUCAAAGAUCAUCUAUAUUGCUCCAUUAAAAGCCCUGGCGAAAGAAAGGAUAUAGGAUUGGAAAAAGAGAUUACAAGAAGGUCCACUUAAAAAAGUAGUCUUAGAGCUGACUGGUGAUGUUACACCUGAUUUGAAAGCUCUUAAAAAUGCUGACGUACUAAUCACAACACCUGAAAAGUGGGAUGGUAUUUCUCGUAAUUGGUAGCAUAGAAGCUAUGUCUAAUAAGUAGCUCUUGUCAUUAUUGAUGAAAUCCAUCUACUCGGUCAAGAAAGAGGUCCUGUAAUAGAAGUAAUUGUUAGCAGAAUGAGAUACAUCUCUCAAUAGACAGGAAAUAAUGUUAGAUUUGUUGGUUUGUCCACUGCUCUAGCAAAUGCAAAAGAUGUAGCUGAUUGGCUAGGCAUUCAUAAGCUUGGUCUCUAUAACUUUAAGCCAAGUGUUAGACCAGUGCCAAUUAAAGUAUUCUUCGAAGGUUUUUCUGAGAAACAUUAUUGUCCGAGAAUGGGAACAAUGAAUAAGCCAGCAUUCAAAGCAAUCAUGACACAUUCAAGGGAUCACCCAGUACUUAUUUUCGUAUCAUCAAGAAGAUAAACUAGACUAACAGCACUUGACUUGAUAGCUCUAUGUGCAGCUGAGUAACAGGAAAGAGAAGGAUAUGAAAUUAAUGAAUUCAAAAGACCAUUCUUAAAGAUGGACCCAGAAGAAAUUCAUCAUAUUUCAGAACUGAUUAAAGAUGAAAACUUAAAAUAAACUAUCAAUUAUGGUGUAGGAAUGCAUCAUGCAGGUUUAACAGAAAAUGAUAGAAAAAUAGUCGAAGACUUAUUUGUCAAGAAGAAAAUUUAAGUUCUAGUUACAACCAGUACACUUGCUUGGGGAGUUAAUUUCCCAGCCAGACUAGUCAUUAUCAAAGGAACUGAAUUCUAUGAUCCAAAACUAAGAAGGUAUGUUGAUUUUCCUCUAACUGAUCUUCUUCAAAUGAUUGGUAGAGCUGGUAGACCCUAAUUUGAUGAAACUGGAUAUGCAUGUGUGUUCGUCCAUGAAGAAAAGAAAAACUUCUACAAAAAAUUCCUCUAUGAGCCAUUCCCUGUUGAGUCUUCUCUAUAAAAUCAAAUAAUAGAUCACUUGAAUGCUGAAAUAGCUUCUGGCACUCUCUUGACCAAGCAGAAUUGCAUCGACUAUUUAACAUGGACCUACUUCUUUAGAAGACUUACUAAGAACCCAGCUUACUACAAACUUCACAAGACUAAUGCAGCUGAAAUCAAUACAUAUUUACAGGCACUUGUAAACGAUAAUCUGGCUAAGUUAGUUUCUGCUAAGUGUAUUGAGUAUAACUCAGAAGAUCACACUGUUAAUUCAACUACUCUUGGACGACUUGCUUCUUUCUAUUAUCUCUCUUAUGAAACUAUUGAACUGAUGAACAAAAAACUAGGACCAGAAGAUAAAAUAUCAACUUUGAUUAACACUCUUGCAUUUGCCAAAGAGUUUUCAGGGCUUCCAGUCAGACAUAAUGAAGAUGUUCUUAAUGAGGCUUUGACCCAUCUAGUUCCCCUUAAAGUUGCAAAGCAUGAUUUAGAAAACCCCCACGUCAAGGCUAACUUACUCCUCUAAGCCCAUCUUCAAAGAUGCCCACUUCCUAUUACUGAUUACAUUACUGAUACCAAAAUGGUCCUUGACUAAUCUAUUAGAAUCCUCUAGGGCAUGAUCGACGUCUGUUCUCAUAAAGGCCAUCUUUAAACUACUUUGAACCUUAUCCAUAUAAUGCAGAUGAUAGUCUAAGGAUAAUGGCUUGACUAAUCCCCUCUAUUAAAUGUUCCACACUUUGAUGGUGACCUAAUUAGAAGACUUUAUGAAAAAGGAGUGGUGUAUCUUCCACAGCUUGCCAAUAAAUGCAGAGGUGAUGUGAGAAAUUUCUUGAACAAUUAAAUGAAGGCUAAUCUAGAUAGUGAUUAAUUGAAAGAAAUUACAAAAGCAAUAGACAGAAUUCCAAUCAUAAGUUUGAAAUACACAAUUGUAUCUGUUGAUGACAAGAACGAACCUCAAGAGGGAGAGUCUUUACAAGAGGGCGGUGAAGCUAUGAUUGUAGUCAGCUUAAGAAGAUUAAACAAGUCAUUGAAGCAAAAGGCGGUAAUUGCUAACUUCCCUAAGCCAAAAGAGCCAGGCUAUUUCUUGAUUGUUGCCAACUAGUAGAUGAACGAUAUCUUAGCUAUGAAGAGAGUCGCUUUCAAUAAACAGACUUCUAAAAGCUUGACUAUAGUAUUACCUUCUGAUUUCCUAGAUGAGAAACUUGAACUUUACUUGAUGUGUGAUACUUACAUUGGCCUUGAUUAGAGCUAUCCAAUAGAUCUUAUACAAAUUAAUGGAAUGAUUUAAGGCUAAAAGAAGGAAAUGAUUGCGGCUAAGAAGUUGCAAUAGUAGCAGGAUCAGCAAAAGAAGUAACAGCAGGUAGAAACUCAAAAGAAACAGCAACAAGAAGUUCCACAAACCAAGAAAUAAGAACUUAAAUAAAACUUUGUCGAUGAAGAUGACAAAGCUGAGGAGGCAUUUUCUCUUUUCGGUAAAAUGCAAGAGAAGUUCCUGCUUCAAGAUAUUUUAUCUGACGAUGAAGAGGAGAAGGGUGGACCUCCUAUGCAUGAUCACAUCAAAAGAGGCAUUGACGCUCUGUUAGAUGACGAUGAUGAGGAUGAAGAUGAAACAGACUACGAUAAUAUGAUCGAGAAGGAUAUGGAUAAUUGGUUCUGA
This is a messenger RNA of Stylonychia lemnae, 7227 nucleotides long. NCBI's taxonomy places the organism in Eukaryota, Ciliophora, Spirotrichea, Sporadotrichida, Oxytrichidae. The record is from the annotation of a GenBank genome assembly.